AGAAUGUCUCUGUCAAGUCGACAAACAGCAAUUGUUAACCCUCCACCACCAGAAUAUAUAAAUACUAAGAAAAAUGGGCGAUUGACAAAUCAACUGCAGUAUCUACAAAAAGUUGUCCUGAAGGCUUUAUGGAGGCAUAAUUUUUCCUGGCCUUUUCAGCAGCCUGUCGAUGCUGUGAAACUAAAGUUGCCUGAUUAUUACACCAUUAUAAAAACCCCAAUGGAUUUAAAUACAAUUAAGAAGCGCUUAGAACAUAAAUAUUAUAUGAAGGCUUCAGAGUGUAUAGAAGACUUCAACAUAAUGUUCUCAAAUUGCUAUUUAUACAACAAGCCUGGAGAUGACAUUGUUCUUAUGGCACAAGCUCUAGAGAAGUUGUUUAGGCAGAAAUUAUCUCAGAUGCCACAAGAAGAACAAAUUAUAGGUGGUAAGGAAAGAAUAAAGAAAGGGAUUCAACAUAAUGUAGCAGUUCCUUCUGGUAAAGAAAAACAAUCCCCAAAAGCACUGGACAAAGUAUUUAAGCAGCAAGUGAUUCCCUCUGUAUUUCCUAAGACAUCUAUUUCUCCUUCAAACAUGUCACAAGGUACUCUAUUCAACACUACCUCACAAACAGUGGCCCAAGUUACAAGGGGUGUGAAGAGGAAAGCAGAUACCACGACUCCUACAACUUCAGUAGUUAAAGCAAGUGGUGAAUCUUCCCCAACACUUGCAGAAAAAAAAUCAGUGAAAAUGCCACCUAUGAAAGAAAAUGUGCUGAAGACUGUUUUGCCGGAUUCUCAGCAACUAUGUAAAGUCAUAAAGAGUGUUGAAGUGACCGAACAAUUAAGGCACUGUAGUGAGAUUCUUAAAGAAAUGCUUGCAAAGAAACACUUGUCCUAUGCGUGGCCCUUUUAUAAUCCUGUUGAUGUUAAUGCUUUGGGGCUCCAUAACUACUAUGAUAUUGUGAAAAAUCCAAUGGAUCUUGGAACUAUUAAGGGAAAAAUGGACAACCAAGAAUAUAAAGAUGCAUAUGAAUUUGCGGCAGAUGUUAGAUUAAUGUUCAUGAAUUGCUACAAGUACAAUCCUCCAGACCAUGAAGUAGUGACAAUGGCAAGAACACUCCAGGAUGUCUUUGAAAUGCAUUUUGCAAAGAUCCCAGAUGAACCUGUUGAGAGUAUGCCUGUAUGCUACAUCAAAACAGAUACCACAGAAGUCCAUGAUAGAGAAAGCAGAAGUGAAGCUUCUUCUGAAGAUAACUCUUCUGGUGAUUCUGAAGAUGAACGAGUUCAACGUCUUGCAAAACUUCAGGAGCAGCUGAAAGCUGUUCAUCAACAGCUACAAGUUCUAUCCCAAGUACCUUUCCAUAAGCUAAAGAAAAAGAAUAAGUCUAAAAGGGAAAAGAAGAAAGAAAAGGUUAAUAACAGAGAUGAAAAUCCAAGGAAAAAGGUUAAGCAAAUGAAAUUAAAGGAAAAGUCUAAAAGCAAUCAGCCAAAGAAGAGGAAACAGCAGGUGUUGGCUCUGAAACCUGAAGAUGAUGCUAAUGCUAAACCUAUGAACUAUGAUGAGAAAAGGCAGUUAAGCUUGGAUAUAAACAAACUCCCUGGAGAUAAACUUGGGCGGGUUGUUCAUAUAAUACAAUCAAGAGAGCCUUCACUGAGAAAUUCCAACCCUGAUGAGAUAGAGAUAGACUUUGAAACACUAAAAGCAUCAACACUGCGAGAACUAGAAAAGUAUGUUGCUGCAUGUCUAAGAAAAAGACCACUAAAGCCUCAUGGUAAGAAGAUAAUGAAGUCCAGAGAAGAAUUUCAUUCACAGAAAAAACAGGAGUUGGAAAAGCGGUUACUAGAGGUCAAUAAUCAGUUAAACUGUAGAAAACGUCAACCAAAAUCUGAGAAGACGCAGUCAUCCAAGGCUGUUGGAAGUGGUUCCCGAUUAAGCGAAAGCAGUAGCAGCAGCAGCAGCAGCAGCAGCAGCAGCAGCAGCAGCAGCAGCUCCUCGGAGACUGAAAGCAGUAGCAGUGAUUCAGGCUCCUCAGACAGCAGUGAUUCUGAAUCAGAAAUGUUUCCUAAAUUUACUGAAGCAAAACAGAAUGAUUCUCCUAAAGAACAAGUAAAGAUACAGUCUUCUGUACAAGAUCAAGCCUCUGCAAAAACUACCCUUUUUUGUCAGACUUCAUAUUCAUGUGAAACACCACCAGAUCACCAUCAGUUAGCAUUUAAUCAUCAAGAAUUAGAACAUUUACACAGUGUGAAAAACAUUUCAUCUUUACAAAUUCUGCCUCCCUCAGGUGAUUGUGAACAACAUUUGAAUGGCCUAACUAUGAUGCAUCAGUCUGGUGAUAAUGACACAACGGUGUUAGAAUCUGAAGGUCCAGUACCUGUGCAGAAGGAUAUAAAGAUCAAGAAUGCAGACUCUUGGAAAAGUUUAGGCAAACCAGUCAAAACAUCAGGUGUACUAAAGUCCUCAGAUGAGCUCUUCAACCAAUUUAGAAAAGCAGCAAUAGAAAAAGAAGUAAAAGCUCGAACACAGGAACUAAUUCGGAAACAUGUGGAACAAAAUACAAAGGAACCAAAAGUAUUGCAAGAAAAUCAGAGGGACCUUGGCUGCAUUCAACAAUCUUUUUCAAAUAAAAUGCAAAACCAGUGCCUUGGAAAAGAGCAGAAAGAACAUCAGCAGUCUUUGGAAACUCAAGAUAAAUACAAACUCUUGCUUCUCAAAGACCGUAAUUUAGCAAGGGAGAAAGAGCAAGAGCGGAGGAGGAGAGAAGCAAUGGCUGGUACCAUUGAUAUGACUCUUCAAAGCGAUAUUAUGACAAUGUUUGAAAACAACUUUGAUUAA
Puma concolor (puma) is the source of this 2814-nucleotide messenger RNA. It is a transcript of the gene BRDT, whose product is annotated as bromodomain testis associated. Gene Ontology annotation, cellular component: chromatin; nucleus. NCBI's taxonomy places the organism in Eukaryota, Metazoa, Chordata, Mammalia, Carnivora, Felidae. Gene Ontology annotation, biological process: chromatin remodeling; regulation of DNA-templated transcription. The record is from RefSeq and is a predicted model, not a curated record.